Messenger RNA from Lolium rigidum, 1865 nucleotides. Its product is annotated as snRNA-activating protein complex subunit-like. Gene Ontology annotation, cellular component: snRNA-activating protein complex. The coding region runs from base 1 to 1728 and encodes 575 amino acids. The record is from RefSeq and is a predicted model, not a curated record. Gene Ontology annotation, biological process: snRNA transcription by RNA polymerase II; snRNA transcription by RNA polymerase III. Gene Ontology annotation, molecular function: RNA polymerase II cis-regulatory region sequence-specific DNA binding; core promoter sequence-specific DNA binding; RNA polymerase III type 3 promoter sequence-specific DNA binding. The transcript is spliced from 11 exons. Lineage: Eukaryota; Viridiplantae; Streptophyta; Magnoliopsida; Poales; Poaceae.
AUGGCGGCGGCUGGAGAGGAAGCGGAGAGCUCCACCGCCGCCGGCGAGCGGCCACGCGUUCCCUUUGCCCGGGGCGGCCCGGUGUUCGUCCCCUUCAUGGUGGGCCCUAUCUCCACCGUCCCCGAGUUCACGUCCUCCGCGCUCCGCGAGGUUCAGUCCCUGCGCGACGAAUUGGGGGACCCUGGGGACGAAUUUGAGGAGGAGCUCUGCGUCGAUGAGCUCAGGGUGCUCUCCGAGGGAGAGCUCGUGGAGCGUGCUCUCCGGGAGGCUAUGGAGGAGGACUGGGACUCUGGUGCUCCAUCACAACCCGUGGAUCAAAGGUCUGGCGCUCCAUCACAACCACUGAAUCGAAGGUUUGAGGCAGGAAUGCCAGGGAGUUCCACCCCUGGAAAUGAUACUGUCACCUCAAGCGCAUCAGUUGAAACUCAGAGUUCCAUAUCACCUCGAGGUGAUAGGGCAAUUGGACUGGACGAAAUUGGACUGGUUGAACCACAUGACAACCAUGGAAAAACAAGAGGUGAAAAGAGAAAAGGCAGGAAAAGGAAGGAAAAUAAUGGUGUCCUCACCUCAGAUCCAACAACCAAGGAAGGGAGAAAGGGGAAACCUGGAGGCAGAAAGGGUAAAAAUGGAACCAUUUCAAAUUCAUCAAUUGAAAUACCUAGUAAGGAAAUGUCAGUUGUUCCACAUGACCCAGAAGGCGCAGAUGGACAAACAAAACGUAGAAAGGGCAAAAAGAGAGGCAGGCAUUUUGAUAGGGAAGUUCGAGCGCAUAUUUUACAAGGGAGGUACCUUACUAAAGCAGAGAAGAUGGCAGAAAUCAAGAUCAAGCAAGAAAAAGACAAGCGUGAAGCCAGGCUGCACUCUUUCAGUGGUGGUGAUUCUGUGAUGUCCAAAGGCUGUAAGGCCUCGGUGGAGAAAACUGACGUGGCAAAAUCUCUUUCAUACAACAGUGCCCCUUGGAAGCACAAAGCUUCGAAAUCUGAGGAACACAUACCUAUAGUCUAUCCAGAAGUAGUUCUUUCUGUCGAAAUUUAUGAGCAGAAGCAAAGCUCUGUGAAAAGCCAGGAAUUUCUUGUGUUGGGAAGUCAGCUUCUUACAGAUCUUAAGGACAAUAUCUACUGUUCAACUAAUAGGUUGAUGGAGGUGAAUAAACAAAGCGAUCAUUCUGGCUAUUUUCUUAUCGAGGAUAUGUUCUACAAUGACACGAGACAUUAUUCUGCCGUUGAUUACAGUGAGCCUAUACUUGAGUGGCUUAACAGUUCCAGUGAUGAGGUGGCAGAGAAGUGGGAUGCCAUAAGUUCUGGCGCGUUAAAGAAACGACAAAAGGACUUACUGAAGGGUUUGAAUAUUUCAAAUGUACCCGAGUUUAAAUCUGCAAAAAUGCAAAGUACCCACUUUUCAGACCUGCACUUCCGAAUUGGUGCUGGGUACCUCUACUGCCACCAGGGUAACUGCAAGCACACGUUCGUGAUUAGAGACAUGAGGUUAAUCCACCCGGAGGACACACAGAGCCAAGCUGAGUACCCUCUCAUGACGUUCCAGACGCAGAAGCGUUUCCAGAAGUGUUCAGUGUGCCAGAUCUACCUUGCAACGAAGAUGACGGUUGACGACAAAUGGGCUCCGAACAAUCCCUGUUAUUUCUGCAAGCAAUGCUACUACCUCCUCCACUACCGGGAGGACGACUCGCUGUUAUACCAUCAUACUGUGUACGAUUACCUCCAGGAGUAAACGGUAUCUGUUUUUAGACCAAAAGCCAUGAAGCCCCGGCUUUUACUUGCAGGUGUCUUGUACUCCCUCUGUGCACUAAUAUAAGAUGUUGUAGAUAUUCUUAAAGUAGACUAGAUACAAACUAAAAGGAGUGAACC